AUGUCGCCAGUCCGAACCAUACCGUCUAUAGACGAGCGUCUCUCAAGAGGCACCCGCAAGGACUCCGUUACCAUGUCUGAGCGUUCAGAAGCCAACGCCAAAGAGGCCACCCAGAGCUUCUCGAAAGAGAAACUCGCGCCUUUCGCCUCUCACACUAACUCGCAAUCCAAGCCAGGCGUCACUUUUGCGGCACAGGAGAAGCUUCCCAAGCUGCCUAUACCGGAGCUGGAAGCAACAUGCAAGAAGUAUCUCGCUGCACUUGAGCCCUUGCAGACCGCUCGCGAGCAUGCAGACAGUGAGCGGGCGGUGGAAGAGUUCCUCCGCUCUGAUGGCCCAGAGUUACAGGAGAAGCUGAAGAAGUAUGCUACUGGCAAGAGCAGCUACAUCGAGCAGUUUUGGUACGACUCCUACCUGAACUACGACAACCCGGUGGUGCUGAAUCUGAACCCGUUCUUCCUGCUCGAAGAUGAUCCAACACCCGCUCGCAACAACCAGGUCACUCGUGCAGCCUCACUUGUCGUGUCCGCCUUGUCAUUCGUCCGCGCGGUGCGAAAAGAAGAGCUGCCACCAGACAUGCUUCGAGGUCAGCCCCUCGACAUGUACCAGUACUCCCGUAUGUUCGGCACUGCACGCAUUCCGACCGACAAUGGAUGCCAGAUUGGUCAGGACCCCAAUGCCAAGCAUAUGGUUGUGCUCUGCAGAGGGCAGUUCUAUUGGUUCGAUGUCAUGGACGAUAACUACGAUCUAAUCAUGACCGAGAAAGACGUGUCGUUGAAUUUGCAGGUCAUUGUUGACGAUGCAGAGCAGACGCCCAUCCAGGAGUCUGCGAAAGGUGCAGUUGGUGUGCUGAGCACCGAAAACCGCAAAGUCUGGUCAGGUCUGCGAGACGUCAUGAGCAAGGAUGAAGGCUCAAACAACAGCGACUGCCUCAACAUCGUAGACUCUGCACUUUUCAUACUGUGCCUGGACUACACAGAGCCAAAGACAGGCGCUCAGCUCUGCACGAACAUGCUCUGUGGUACGUCGGAGAUUGAGCGCGGAGUGCAAGUUGGCACGUGCACAAACAGAUGGUACGACAAGCUGCAGAUUAUUGUGUGCAAGAACGGCAGCGCUGGUAUCAACUUCGAGCAUACUGGUGUGGACGGACACACCGUGCUCCGCUUUGCCUCGGACGUCUAUACCGAUACGAUCUUGCGAUUUGCGCGCAGCAUCAACGGCCAGGCUCCCUCCUUGUGGGCGUCCACUUCUCCAGACCCGUCCAAGCGCGACCCAGCCAGCUUCGGCGACGUCAACACGACUCCUCACAAGUUGGAAUGGGACAUGGUGCCCGAACUUUCGACAGCCCUCCGCUUCGCCGAAACCCGCCUGGCGGACUUGAUCCAGCAGAACGAGUUCUAUACCCUCGAGUUCAUGCAGUAUGGCAAGAACUUCAUGACCUCCAUGGGCUUCUCGCCAGACGCCUACGUCCAAAUGGCCUUCCAAGCCGCCUACUACGGGAUGUACGGCCGGAUGGAAUCUUGCUACGAACCCGCCAUGACCAAAGUCUUCUACCACGGCCGUACGGAAGCGAUCCGGCAAGUGACUAAUGAAAGCGUCGACUUUGUUCGCACAUUCUGGGCAGAGAACCCGCCGCAGAAGAAGAUUGACAUGCUCCGUAAAGCCUGCGAGAAACACACCGCGAUCACGAAAGAAUGCGCCAAAGCGCAAGGGCAAGACAGGCACUUGUACGCGCUGAUGUGUCUCUGGCAGCGCCAAGUCGACGCUGCAGGGGAUGAGAGCGAAAUAGCCAGUACCAACGGCGACGGCGAGAUGGCCAGCACCAACGGCUGCAGCAGUCCCGUAACCAGCUCCGAGCGCGGCGAACCCAACUCCUCCAUCCCCUCCCCCAACCGCGGCAGCAUGCUAAGCGAAGACGGCUCCAUCCCCGCCUCCCGCAGCCCGCCGCGCCACAACCAACCCGCCCUCCCCGCCAUUUUCGCCGACGCCGGCUGGGACAAACUGAACAACACCAUCCUCUCCACCUCCAACUGCGGCAACCCCUCACUGCGUCAAUUCGGCUUCGGCCCUACCUCCGGUGAAGGGUUCGGCAUCGGGUACAUCAUCAAAGACGGCAGUGUCUCUAUCUGCGCGUCAAGUAAGCAUCGCCAGACAAAACGGUAUAUUGAUGCCAUCGAGAGUUACUUUUUGGAGAUGCGGAAGUUGUUGCGGCAGACGCAGAGGAGGGGUACGAGUGGAGAUAAGGGGGCGAGUCGGGCGAGGGAGGCGGAGGAGAAGCGGCCGAGGGGGACGAGAUUGAAGAGUCGCGGCAGGUUGAUCCAGGGUGGCGAGGGCGCGGCGAAGACGGUGGUGGCGGGCAGUGAGGGCGAGGCGAGUGGAGUUGCUAGUGAUGAUGAGUUGGGCGGAUAUGGUUUCUUCGACGCGGGCAUGCUGUUGCAAGCGCUCAAGUCAAAGGAGGAUCAUGCGGAGCGGCAGAGCGAGGCGGUGCAGCGGAGGCGGGAGGUGGGCAAGAAGUUGCGGUUGAUGGAGUAUUAG
Molecule: messenger RNA, 2532 nt
Organism: Baudoinia panamericana UAMH 10762
Lineage: Eukaryota; Fungi; Ascomycota; Dothideomycetes; Mycosphaerellales; Teratosphaeriaceae
Exons: 3
Coding region: 1-2532 (843 amino acids)
Biological process (GO): carnitine metabolic process
Cellular component (GO): mitochondrion
Molecular function (GO): carnitine O-acetyltransferase activity
Source: RefSeq, a predicted model, not a curated record